ACUUUGUAAAGUGGCGAACACAGCAAAGGACUACCAAGAUGGCGGAUAUCACGUGAUCAUGUACGAGCGCUAGCUAUAUUUUCGAACCCGUAUAUAGGCCUACACGAGACUGCUACGUAUUUUCAAUGCUUGUAUCCAGAGGAUCAUGGGUUUAAGUUUUCUUAAAGGUCAAAUAUAGAGGCAUAGAGUUUUCACGGAAUCACGGAGUCAAUGUUGAAAUCGAAGAUCUAUGAUAUUAAAAAAAACGAAUAUAUAUUCCCAUCGAAGCCUUUAUCUUAUAUUCUGUCAACGACCUCAACUACAGUCUGAUCCCGUGUGUUCACAUUGUUUUAACCUGGAAAAUAGAUGGAUUGAAAAUUGAAUGUAUAGAACUUGAUAUUUUGUUGUUAUGGAAUCAUCGACUAAGCGUGUUUUGUUAGGUCACUGUGUACACACAUUUGCACUUGCCUUUCAGUCUCUUAGUGUUGAGGUUAUAUCUAUUUGAUUUGAACUACAUAACGCUCGAAUUGUUUACCUAUGGGAUAUCGGCAUAUACAAGAAUCGAAUUGUAAUUGUACGUGACCCGAAACGUUGGAUUGAUAGUAAGUUGAUAUGGCGUCUCUUGUCUAUAUAUUUCUUCUCAUUGUGGGAAGUUAUACAAACUCUUGCAACGUUGAAGCUGCUAACAUUUUCGUGUCUUCAGUCUACGGCGAGGGUAGCCAUUUCUUAGCAGCAUCGGCCAUCGGUCAAAGGUUAAUUGCACGCGGUCACAAUGUGACUUUCUUGAUAAGUAGCGCUUACUACGAACAUCGAGCAAAGAACCCGAAGUUCUCCAACUUUUCCUACGAAGUUUUCAAGCAUCCUAUACCCGACCAUGAAGUACGCGAGAUGUUCAAAACCUUGAAUAGUCUAGCUUUCGUCGACCAGGAUAAGCAGUUUAUGGAAAUGAUGAAGUUAGUUUCGAAACGCAUGGCCGAUGAUUGUGAAUUACUGCUUUCGGAUAAACAAUUUGAGUCUAGAUUAGAAGGGUUCGACGCAAUUAUGUUGGAUAUUGCUUGGCCCUGUGGACUCCUGAUCAGGGAGAUUUUAAGAAGAAAUGAAAACUCUGUAGCGAUGAUUGCAUUCACACCCACGCCUCCUUGGAGUGGUUUUCUAUCUGCGUCAGGUUCAUCAUUCAACUAUGCAUACCAAACAGAAAUGACAACAGGUCUUCCAAACAACAUGACUUUUGCACAAAGACUUUAUAAUCUAUGCUAUUCCACAUUUGUAGCUGCUCUAGCUGAGUUCUUCUUCUACGCUCCUUAUUCUGAAAUAGGAAAGAGACUUGGAUUUCCCGAUAUACACUUUGUUCAUAGCUAUUCCGAUUUUGACCUUCAUUUGACAAAUGUUGACUUUGCGUCGGAAUUUAUCUAUCCAUUGGCACCCAAUGUAUUUCCUGUUGGUGGUCUCACAGUGGCUGCCCCGGCUCUUCUUGGAAAGGUACAUGGCCCCGAACUUAGUCAACAGCCAACCAACAGCCGAGGCAAGUACGAUGCCUACAACAGGUCACACGAUGGCACCCGAACCACUCACGAAGGCAACACGAAGAUGUGA
This is a messenger RNA of Strongylocentrotus purpuratus (purple sea urchin), 1572 nucleotides long. RefSeq names its product UDP-glucuronosyltransferase 1-2. Gene Ontology annotation, molecular function: UDP-glycosyltransferase activity. The coding region runs from base 592 to 1572 and encodes 326 amino acids. Lineage: Eukaryota; Metazoa; Echinodermata; Echinoidea; Camarodonta; Strongylocentrotidae. The record is from RefSeq and is a predicted model, not a curated record. The transcript is spliced from 3 exons.